Messenger RNA from Mercurialis annua (annual mercury), 1896 nucleotides. RefSeq names its product probable protein phosphatase 2C 65. The coding region runs from base 239 to 1621 and encodes 460 amino acids. Gene Ontology annotation, biological process: protein dephosphorylation. Gene Ontology annotation, molecular function: protein serine/threonine phosphatase activity. NCBI's taxonomy places the organism in Eukaryota, Viridiplantae, Streptophyta, Magnoliopsida, Malpighiales, Euphorbiaceae. The record is from RefSeq and is a predicted model, not a curated record. The transcript has 4 exons.
ACAUGCCGUUUUCCAUUCAUGAAUCCUAAAAUGUAGUUGGCAUUUUUUUAUUUUUUUAUCAGAUCCAUAUCCAACAAAAUCACCUUUUUCAUUAUUUAAUUAAAUUUUUCCCCAGAAGAAAAACAUUUUUUUGUUUUUUUCAAAAAAAUCAAUAUCAAUUCCAAGAAUAUAUUUUUUGUUGGAAUUGAUAUUGCCAUGCAUUUAUAAAAGAUAAAAAAAAAAGUAAAGAAAAAAAGAAAUGGGAACAUGUUGUAGUAAAGAACCAAAUUUUGGAGAAGUAGUAGGGGUGGUGGAGGAUGUUGUUGAAGAAAAAGAAUAUUAUUAUGAAGGUGGUGAGGAUGAUGAUUAUGUGGGAAUUGGUGAUUUUGGUGCUAAAAUGAGAUUGCAUGGUGCCUCUAAAUUUAUUUCUAUGUAUUCUCAACAAGGUAAAAAAGGUGUUAAUCAAGAUGCCAUGACUGUUUGGGAGGAAUUUAUUGGAACCAAGGACAUGUUCUUCUGUGGAGUAUUCGACGGGCACGGACCGUACGGACACAAAGUCGCUCGUCACGUUCGUGACACAUUGCCAUCGAGACUCUCUGCUGCUAUAAAACUAUCACAGGCAAACACCAUAAAAUAUCAAACAGAAAAUGGUGACGGAGAUGAUAGUGAUGAUACUAAUAGUGAGGAGAGCAAAGAUAGUGAUAAUAGUGAUAACAAUAAUAAAAAAAAGAAUGGGACAAUGAUGUUAUCUUCAUGGGAGGCCAGCUUUGUUAAAUGCUUCAAAGAUAUGGAUGAAGAACUCAGCCUUGAUGCUAGCAUUGAUAGUUUCUGCAGUGGCACUACUGCUGUUACUGUUGUUAAACAGGGGUGUCACUUGAUAAUUGCAAAUUUGGGAGACUCUCGAGCUGUUCUAUGUACUAGAGGCAACGGAAGCCAACUGGUUCCGGUGCAGCUGACCGUCGAUUUGAAGCCAAACAUUGCAGGUGAAGCUGAAAGAAUCAAGAAUAGCAAUGGCAGAGUUUUUGCCAUGGCAGAAGAACCCGAGGUGUUCAGAAUAUGGAUGCCGGAUGAAGAUUGUCCUGGUUUAGCCAUGGCUAGAGCCUUCGGAGAUUUCUGUCUCAAAGAUUAUGGUCUUAUCUCAACUCCGGAAGUUUCUUACAGAAGACUAACCAAAAAUGAUGAAUUCGUUGUUCUAGCAACCGAUGGGAUAUGGGAUGUGUUAUCAAACUACGACGUGAUAAGGAUAGUUGCAUCAGCAAGAAAGAGAUCAAUGGCAGCGAAAAUGUUGAUAAAAUACGCAGUCCGGGCAUGGCGAAGCAAAUAUCCAGGAUGCAGGGUAGACGAUUGUGCAGUCAUAUGUUUGUUCCUGAAAAGUCGAACCGUAUUAACCAGAUCGUUCUCUGAAGUGAGUCGAGUCAGUGCAAAUCACACAGAACUAGCCGAGACAUAUUCUGAAGUGAGCAGAGCAAGCAUUCAUCGCUCUGAAAUUGCGGCAGUUCCUCAUAAAGCUAGAGGCCACGGAUACGAAGCAUUACAAGCCAAAACCAAGGACCCUGAGGGAGUCAAAAGAGUAAAAUCUGCCGUCAAGUAUCCUCGAUCUCGGAAAUCUUCCAAGGAGUUUGGAGCUGUACCUGAAAAUUGACAAUGGUGAUGCCAAUGAUGAUGAUCAAACUCGAAAUUUAAUCUUGGAAAGCUGACGAGGAAAUACACAAAUACACAUUUUUUUCUUGUACAAAUACACAAACCCGAGAACCCUAAUGCUCUUGUUUUGGUGCCGUCGAUCCCUAAUUUGAAUGGUUUACAUUAAUCUUUUUUCUCUGAAAUAGUAAUAGUAAAUAUGAUUAAUGGAAAUACACAAUUUUAAUGUAGUUAAUUUGUUUAUUUAUUUUAUUUUACUUUGAUCUAUUGGAUUUUUUU